Messenger RNA from Drosophila obscura, 2919 nucleotides. RefSeq names its product transport and Golgi organization protein 6 (gene Tango6). The record is from RefSeq and is a predicted model, not a curated record. Bases 123 to 2894 code for a protein of 923 amino acids. The transcript has 3 exons. Lineage: Eukaryota; Metazoa; Arthropoda; Insecta; Diptera; Drosophilidae. Gene Ontology annotation, biological process: protein secretion.
GUGAAACGUAUUAUGAUUAAAUACAGGGCUGCAUUGUGCAGUCGAUAGUAGACAUCGAUACACUGUCGAUACAUAUGAUGUCGAUAACAUGGUUCAAUUAAAUUAAAAUUGAGAUUAUUAUAAUGGUAAAUACGGCAAAAUACUUUGCCCUGCUGGAGAGUUUAAGGUUCGAACAGGCUCUAGCAAAUAAGACACACGAGAGUCAGUUGGGUGCCGGUUCCACGAUUGCACAGAAUUUGAACAUUUUGGAGAAAUAUGCCAAACAAAAGGUUAACCAAGAGCUGCAUGAGUUAUGUACAUUAUUCCAGCUGACAGCCGAAGAGGAGGCGACCAUAGAUUGUUCAGAUCCCGCCAUAUGCUACAUUAUCCGCCUUCAGCAUGCGCUCCAAAUGCUCUUUUCGAACAUUAACUUUGAUAGCGAUGCCAAGGAAGACCUUAUCUCGGUGGCACAUCUUAAGCUGUGCAUUCAAGCCACCCAGGAGCUGUCAUACUAUGCACUCCGCUGCCAGCUGCACGAGGAUUUCCUUAAAUCACCCAUUUUCCAAGAGGCACAAGGAAAAGUCAAGUGUAAUCCCUUGCUGCUGCUUCUCAGCGUUCAGUUCUAUGUCCGAUUGCUGCCCAUACGUCAAUUCCACAUAGCCAAUUCCAUGGAGCUGGUGCAGCGGGAUCUGCUGGCGGCCACUAUGAGUCUGCGCAGCCAAAUGGAUCAUCCGCAGCUGGAGGCAAUCCUUGGCUAUCUCUGGCGGCAUGAAUCCAAAUCGGAUUUCUUUCGACAUGUGCUCCUCCUGAAGGCCACUCCACUGUGCGCACCUUUGGCCAAGACACUACACCAGCAGCUGCUGGGAAAGCUAAACUCAACGCAGGGCUAUGCCAGCUUUGUGGAUGCGCUGCAGCAGACACCGAAUGUGAGUGCCACGAGAAAUGCAGAGAUCGUUGCGGGUAUCGUGGCCAGGAAAGGCUUCACACAAACAGCUCAGCAUGCUAUGAUACUUCAGGUUCUGGAGUUUUGUAGUGGCUCUCUCAAGGAUGCCAACAGAAUGUGUGUGGGUGUCCUGUCCCUGCGCAGGCUCUACGAGUUGGGUUCACAUAAUCAGCAGAAGAUUGAGGCGAUUCUGUCCUCCCAUUGGCAGCUGCUCAGCGACCCCGAAGAUUUGAUAAGUGGCCUGAUCCUGAUGGACCACGAGGAGCUGUGCAAUCGCAUCCUACUCUGGCAACAUCUAUUCUGCAGCUCUAGCGUGGCCUGUCUGCCGAGUAGCCUGCUCCUACGAUAUCUACCACUGCUGCUGCAGCUGUACGAUGGGCUGCCCAGGGAACUGCCUGCCAAGAAGCAGUUGGCUGUGAUCAUAUCCCGCUGUCUGGACAAUCUGGAGCGGGAAAAGGAGCUGCCAGCGGUCGUGCAACGUCUGUUCAAGUGGGAGCUCGAAGAGGAACCCAUCUGGCAGUGCCUACACCAACGCAUAUUGAUCUUGCCCUCCACAGAAACGGAUCGGAUACAGGUAAAAGUGGCACCUGCGGAUCACCAGCUGGACCACGACAUGGGCCGGGUGCUGCCCAGUCUAUUGAUGUCCAGUUCGCAUCAUGCCCUAACCUGCAACGUGUUCCUGGCACUUUUGGGCUUCAUGAUUCGUCAGUUGCAGGAGAAAUCCCCAAGAGGCGUGGAUUUUCUGUCCACGGAAACGGAACUCGUGCACUUCCUGCAGCACAAAUAUCAGUUAAAGCUGAAUCUACUGAUAGCCCUCAAUCAAUUGGUGUCCCAUCAGCCGCUGCGCGCACAGCUGUCGAUGCACACCAAAGAAUUCCUGCAGCUGCUUAAGGACUUACUGCAGCAGCGAUUGGCAGCAGAGGAGGAGGCCACUGACCAGACCCUACUGCUUAUACUCAGCCUUUUGCAGGAGCUGCUGGAACGCAGUGAGGACCUGCAGCUAACCGAAAGCACAAGAGAACUGCAGGCGCAACUCCGACAGCUGGGAUCGCUGUCAACCAACCGCUUGAUCCAGCAAUCCGUUCAAUCUCUGCUCAACAUAUUGCAAGGCGAGUGGCGGCCCAGUGAAGCUCUUAAGCUGCAGCCAUUUCAGAAAGCGCGCUCCCUCAUCGAGGAAAAGGAGUCCCAUCUGCAGGUUUAUGGCAUCCAAAUGUUGUUGGACCUACUGCAGCGCAAGGAUCCGGCAACGAUGGCUCAGGGUCAUGUAAUCAUAGCGCUGGCCCUCAGUACGCUCAAGGAUAAGGAGUCCUAUACGUUCCUCAAUUGUGUGCGUCUCUUUGUGGCUUUGGUUCAUGUGAUGGAAGCGGAAGUGCUGGACAAAUUGAGUGACGAGUAUCUGUCGGAGACAGCCGAUCUGGACUAUCGUCUGGUUGUGGGCGAGGCUAUUCUCAAGGCCGCCCAGGAGCUGGGUCCCCUAUGCUAUCGGUACAAGGCUGUGCUGCUCAAUUGCUUCAUGCAUGGCUCGCGUUCGCCUCUCCACGAGUUUCGCAUGUCCGCCUUUGCCAAUCUCGCGCAGCUGUGCCGCCUGCUGGCCUAUCAGGUGCAGAACUUUUUCCAGGAGCUGCUGGAUCUCAUCAACAGCGAACUGAGUGCCACGGGAGGAUAUUUGCCCGCUAAGCGAGCGGCUGUCUUUGUUUUGGCUGAACUCUUGAAUGGCAUGGAUAACCUCUUGGAUUACCAGGAAAUGCUGCUACCCAUUUAUCGGCUGCUGCGAGCCAUUGAAGCGGAGGACUCCUGUGACCCAGCCAUGCGUCAGCAUGCAGCCAAUGGUCUAAAGAUCUUAAAUGACAAGUGUCGGCAGCUCAUAAAGAACUGCCUAGAGGCGAGGGAACUGCACAAGGAUAUAAAGGUAAUGGGCAUUAAGGAUAAGCCACCUGCCAGGAGAAAGCCUCACAUUUUGGAACUGAAUUGAAAGAUUUUAUAAAAUAAAAUAACUU